Molecule: messenger RNA, 297 nt
Organism: Clavispora lusitaniae ATCC 42720
Lineage: Eukaryota; Fungi; Ascomycota; Pichiomycetes; Serinales; Metschnikowiaceae
Gene: ARC19
Product: Arc19p
Biological process (GO): actin filament polymerization; Arp2/3 complex-mediated actin nucleation
Cellular component (GO): Arp2/3 protein complex; actin cytoskeleton
Molecular function (GO): actin filament binding
Source: RefSeq, a predicted model, not a curated record
AUGUCCAUCAAAAUCAAACAAGCGGAUGAAAUCGAACAGAUAUUGGUGCGCCAAUUUACCCGUUUCUUGACUCAGAGAGCGGAAAACUUCUUUAUCUUGCGCCGAGUACCUGUAAAGGGCUACGACAUUUCUUUCUUGAUCACAAACUUCCACACCGAGCAAAUGUUAAAGGACAAGUUGGUUGAUUUCAUUAUUGAGUUCAUGGAGGAAGUGGAUAAGGAAAUCAGUGAGAUGAAGUUGUUUUUGAACGCUAGAGCUAGAGUUAUUGCUGAAGCAUACUUGACUCCUUUUGAUUGA